AUGUCCACUGGCGGCAGGUUCAACUUUGACGAUGGGGGGUCAUACUGCGGAGGGUGGGAGGAGGGCAAGGCGCACGGCCACGGGAUCUGCACCGGACCCAAGGGCCAGGGCGAGUACUGCGGUUCCUGGGCCCACGGCUUCGAGCUGCUGGGCGUCUACACCUGGCCCAGCGGCAACACCUACCAGGGCACCUGGGCUCAGGGCAAGAGACACGGCGUGGGCGUUGAGAAUAAAGGCCGCUGGGUGUACAAGGGUGAGUGGACGCACGGCUUUAAAGGACGCUAUGGCGUUCGGGAGAGCACCGGGACGAGCGGGAAGUAUGAGGGAACGUGGAACAACGGGCUGCAGGACGGAUACGGAACGGAGACGUACUCGGAUGGAGGAACAUUUCAGGGCCAGUGGGUUGGCGGGAUGCGACAUGGCUACGGCGUCCGUCAGAGCGUCCCGUACGGCAUGGCGGCCGUCAUCCGCUCGCCGCUCCGAACCUCCAUAAACUCUCUGCGCUCCGGUUCAGAGCACAGCAACGGCACGGCCCUGCUGGACCGGACCGGGGCCGUGGUUCCCGGUCCCCCUCCCGUCCCCGGCACUCUGUCCACCAGCGUCUCCAUGUGCAGCACCGGCAGCAGCGGCAGCAGCCCGGCCGUGUCCCGGGGAGGCUUCGUGCUGACGGCGCACAGCGAGGCCGAGCUGCUGAAGGGGAAGAGGAAGGGCGGCUUGUUCCGGAGGUCCAUCCUGUCCGGCCUCAAGCUGAGGAAGUCGGAGUCCAGGAGCUCGCUGGCCUCGCAGAGGUCCAAGCAGAGCUCGUUCAGGAGCGAAGCUGGGAUGAGCACCGUGUCCUCUGCGGCGUCCGACAUCAACUCCACCAUCAGCCUUGGCGACGCGGACGCAGAGCUGGCUGUCGCCGACGACGACGUGGAUGCCACGGCGACAGAGACGUAUUGCGGCGAGUGGAAGAACGACAAGCGGACCGGGUUCGGGGUGAGCCGGCGGUCCGACGGGCUGCAGUACGAGGGCGAGUGGCUGAGCAACAAGCGUCACGGCUACGGCUGCACCACGUUCCCCGACGGCACCAAAGAGGAAGGGAAGUACAAGCAGAACAUCCUGGUGAGCGGCAAGAGGAAGAACCUGAUCCCCCUCCGGGCCAGUAAGAUCCGAGAGAAGGUGGACCGGGCCGUGGAGGGAGCGCAGAAGGCGGCCGACAUCGCCCGGCAGAAGGCUGAGAUCGCUCUGUCCAGGACGGCUCAUGCGCAGGGAAAAGCAGAGGCGGCGGUGGGAGCAGCUCAGAAAGCCCAGGAGGAGAGUCGCAUGGCCCGGGUCACCGCCAAGCAGUUCUCCCCUUCAUUCCAGCACCCAGGAAACGGUAUGGAGGUGCAGCGUCCCAAGCGUCAGGUGUCCAGCGAGGUGGAGGGCGAAGGCUUGUCGAGCAGCGCCGGUACCGCCGACAGUCCGGACCUCUACGUGAAGAGCGGCGCCUCCGACGACCCCUCCAUCGACGCCGCCACCCCCGACCUCAGCCCGCCUUCCUCCUCGCCGCCCCACACCCCGCCUCCCCCCGCCCGGCCCACCCAGCGCACCAAGAGCGCCCGAUUCCACCGGCAGAGCGCCGUGGACCACGGGGACCGGGGGAAGGAAGGGGGAGAUAGGGGCGAGAAAGGCGGGGGAGGAGGGCAGACGGAGAUCCAGGUGUUGAUGGAGGGAGGCAGCGGGGGAGGGGAGGGCGUUGGGAAGGGGGAGUACCCGAGGGCCAACAGCUGGAGCGAAGACAAGAGGAGGGGCGUGCUGUCGAAAGGUGGAGGCGGGGUCAGCGGCCGAGGGGCGGGCCGGACCAACGGACACAAACACAGCUCCUCCAAUCACAAGUCGCGGGAGCACGGCUCGUCCAAUCACAGACAGGCCAGAGGGGACAGGUGGACGGAGUCGUCCUCGUCCGCCUCGUGGACAUCCGGGCACAGGGGCGUGCACGGCAGGGCGGGGCGGCUGCUGGAGCAGGACGAGGAGAAAAUCAGCAACUACGAGAUGGAGAUGAAGCCUUUACAGCCCAGAGACUCCGCUACCCACAAGCCCCAUGGGCACGGGGAGGAGAGGCACGCCCACGGAGAGGGGCGCUCGCACACCGUGCAGCGGCAGAGGCACAAGAACCGGGACGGGAGGGAGGCCAAGGAGGGCAGGGAGGCGGGGAAGGACUCGGGGCACAAGCUGGACAGACCGGGGGAGAAGAUGGAUUCACGGCCUCUACGCCGAGACCUCACCCUCUCCCCCCCUCUGAAGUCCUCCCCCAUCACGCCGGAGCAGCAGGACCACAGCCUGACGCUGAGCAAAGGCAACUCGGCCUACAGCUCCAUCCUGGUUGUCAUGGUGAUUCUGCUCAACAUUGGAGUGGCUAUUUUGUUUAUCCACUUUUUUAUUUGA
Messenger RNA from Stegastes partitus (bicolor damselfish), 2409 nucleotides. It is a transcript of the gene jph3b, whose product is annotated as junctophilin 3b. Gene Ontology annotation, cellular component: endoplasmic reticulum membrane; plasma membrane; junctional membrane complex. The coding region runs from base 1 to 2409 and encodes 802 amino acids. Gene Ontology annotation, biological process: regulation of synaptic plasticity. The record is from RefSeq and is a predicted model, not a curated record. NCBI's taxonomy places the organism in Eukaryota, Metazoa, Chordata, Actinopteri, Pomacentridae. The transcript has 6 exons.